This is a messenger RNA of Rhopilema esculentum, 2131 nucleotides long. RefSeq names its product katanin p60 ATPase-containing subunit A-like 2. Lineage: Eukaryota; Metazoa; Cnidaria; Scyphozoa; Rhizostomeae; Rhizostomatidae. The record is from RefSeq and is a predicted model, not a curated record. Gene Ontology annotation, molecular function: ATP hydrolysis activity; protein binding; ATP binding.
UGGAUUUCGGAAACGAGGCAUCUCAAAUAUGGGCACAGAGUAGAAAUUUUCUAUUCUGUGUUUUGGGUCACUAUUAACAUGAAUUACAAUUACUCCCAAGGAUGACACAAGAGCUAAGUUACAUGCAACUGAAAACUGCCAACGAAGCAAGAAUUUCGGAGGAGCAACGAACAGAACAGAGAAAAAGAAACAUUUUAUUACUCAUUUUGCAUUACUUGACUGAAGAUGGGUAUCUAGACACAGCUCAUGCUCUUGAAACAGAGGCUGGUGUGAGUUUAAAAAAAUUUGAAAUAUGCGACAAUAUCGAUUUGCAAACAAUUCUUCAGGAAUUUGAGACAUAUUACCACGUUAAAUUCAACAAAUGGCCAAAAAUAACAAAAAGAGUUAGAGAUAGCGGUGAUCCAAGUUUAAAAGGCGGAUCUUCCAAGAGAAGAAUUUCUUCAAAGGAUUUUACAAAAAGCAACUCGAUUUCACUUCCCAACAUUGAUCCUCAAAAUGAAACCCAGAAAUCGUCAGCAACGAAGAGACCGUCAAGUGACACAAAGCGAAAGACUCUCAAAGCAAAGCCACCAAUCAAUAAAAACCCGGAUGCUUCGGAAGUCGCAAAAUCUCCCAGUUUAGACAACCUUGAUAUGGGGCUAUCGGUGCAGUCACUAGGCACACAUCAAAAACAACCACAAGAAGUAACAAGAGUCGAAAACGUUCAUGGAAAGAAAGUGGUUAUUGACUACAGAGCAAUGCUAAACAACGCUCUAAGUGGAUCACAUGUGACUGAGUUUGCACCUUCGGAAAAAUUACUGAAGCCUUUGGGAGGAGUUCCUCAUCUAACAGGCGAGUGGAGGGACCUUGCUGCUGUGGUGAGCAAGGACAUCUAUUUGGAGAAUCCAAACGUGACCUGGAAUGACAUCAUUGGAUUGGAUGAAGCUAAGCGUUUAGUAAAGGAGGCAGUGGUUUAUCCAAUCAAGUAUCCGCAGCUGUUUACUGGUAUCCUGUCACCAUGGAAGGGAUUAUUGCUUUAUGGUCCACCAGGCACAGGGAAAACACUUCUUGCAAAAGCAGUUGCGACCGAGUGCAAUACAACAUUUUUCAACAUCUCUGCAUCGACGAUAGUGAGCAAAUGGAGAGGGGAUUCGGAAAAGCUUGUCAGGGUAUUGUUCGAGCUUGCAAGGUUCCACGCACCUUCGACAAUAUUUUUGGAUGAACUGGAUUCCCUUAUGAGCCAACGAGGCGCUGGAAGCGGCGGAAGUGGAGAGCACGAAGGCAGCAGAAGAAUGAAGACAGAACUGCUGGUUCAAAUGGAUGGACUCUCGAAAUCUGAGGACCUGGUCUUCCUACUAGCUGCAUCAAACCUUCCAUGGGAGCUUGAUCAUGCAAUGCUGCGUAGACUGGAGAAGAGAAUAAUCGUCGACCUUCCGAAUGAUAAGGCGAGGAAAGCAAUGUUUGAGCAUUACCUGCCUCCUGAAAUAUCGAACGUGAAAAAUUCUGUGAGGAUGACGUCAAAAAUUGAUUAUGAUUUGCUGGCACAGGCGACUGUCGGGUACUCAGGUUCCGAUAUCUGUCUGGUAUGCAAAGAGGCAGCAAUGCGACCAGUGAGGAAAAUAUUUGCAAUUCUUGAGGACCAUGAAAAAGGGACAAAUAUAGAAGAAGCAAUCUCAUCUUUACGCAUUGACCCAGUUACAACGGAGGAUGUGAAAAUCGCAUUGGAGAGAACUAAGCCAUCCACGGCAAAGCUAAGAGCCAAGUACGAGGCAUGGCAAAAACAGUUCGAAUCUGUGUGAUCCAUUUUGAUUUGUAUAUUAUAGAUUAGCUUUAAAGUUAACAUAUUUUUAUGGUAUUAGUUAAUAGUUACCUCAAAUUAAAUUUUCGGAUUAUACUUUCUGUAGUUAUUUUUCCUUCAUAUUUUCUAUAUUCAGUCAUAGCAUGAGAUGAAAUAUAAGUGAAAAUGUAAAGAAAAACAGGUGAAUGUAUAAAUUACUUUGGUGAAUGCUGAAAUACCAGCUCUUAGUUGCGAGAUUAUCGGUUCCAAAAAAAAAAUUUGGAAAUAUUGGGAAAAAAAUUUGUGGCUAGUUUUCUGUGGGGUUGUUGAAGGAGCAGAGCAGAUUUCAGCACCGAACAAAACCCACCCCCCGGU